CCAAUGGAUUAAAAUUCAAAUGACUGAGGAGGAGCAAAACGCUUCAAAAGUUUCAUUUUAUUCAAAAAGUGCUUUCCCGGGAGUAGUUGGUUGCAUCGACGGAACUCAUGUUCGCAUAAUUUCACUAAGAAGAGAAGUGCAACAUCUUUAUCUUAACAGAAAGGGCUACUACAGUUUAAACGUGAUGAUUCUUUGUGUUUAUAAAAUGUCUAUUCGGUAUGUGGAUGCUAGGCAUGCAGGCGCAAAUCAUGACUCUUUUGUUUUCAAUGUUAGCGAUUUGAAAGUGCAUUUACAGAAAAACAUACAGAAUAACACUUGGGUCUUGGGCGACGCUGGCUAUCCUCUGCACAAAUUUUUAAUGACGCCUUAUCGCUUGGCGGAAGCUUCUUCACCCCAAGCACGCUACAAUACAGCACACUCAAAGGCCCGGAAUAUUGUAGAGCGGACAAUUGGUGUACUCAAGAGUACAUUUCGAUUUCUUUUAUCUGUACGAGGUUUACAUUACACUCCCGAAAAGGCUACGCAAAUUGUGAAUGCUUGUUGCGCAUUGCACAAUAUUUGCCAACACUUUCAAGUGGAAUCUCCGGAAGAAAUACCAUCUACUUCACAUACUACAAUGACCAAUGAUAUUUUGGACAUAGAAAGAGNAAGAAGAGGAUACGGCUCGAAUAAUUCGCAAUAA
Bactrocera tryoni is the source of this 682-nucleotide messenger RNA. Its product is annotated as putative nuclease HARBI1. The transcript is spliced from 3 exons. The record is from RefSeq and is a predicted model, not a curated record. Bases 20 to 682 code for a protein of 220 amino acids. Lineage: Eukaryota; Metazoa; Arthropoda; Insecta; Diptera; Tephritidae.